GCGAUAGGCGCGCUACACUCAAGAUGUGUACCCCGUGGACGUAUAUACGUCGGGGCCUGCAUAGGCAGGCCCGUAUCACCUUGCCCGCCUCACUCAGUCUCAUUGUUUCCGCUCAUUUGCUUCCUUCAUGUCCUCCGCCCGACCACUACGUUCGACCUGCUCUGGUUUUGGGCUUCCAGAAAUGAUCGUGCAAACUGCGGUCGAAUGCGUGUGUUAUGGUGUGCAAAUGACCAUCCUUGUGGCGACCUGGAUUGCUUGAGGGUGCGUACGGACGUC
Messenger RNA from Schizophyllum commune H4-8, 276 nucleotides. RefSeq lists its product as uncharacterized. NCBI's taxonomy places the organism in Eukaryota, Fungi, Basidiomycota, Agaricomycetes, Agaricales, Schizophyllaceae. Bases 24 to 185 code for a protein of 53 amino acids. The transcript has 2 exons. The record is from RefSeq and is a predicted model, not a curated record.